This is a messenger RNA of Thunnus maccoyii (southern bluefin tuna), 4735 nucleotides long. It is a transcript of the gene npm1b, whose product is annotated as nucleophosmin 1b. Gene Ontology annotation, molecular function: RNA binding; histone binding; chromatin binding. Bases 61 to 957 code for a protein of 298 amino acids. Gene Ontology annotation, biological process: chromatin remodeling; ribosomal large subunit export from nucleus; ribosomal small subunit biogenesis. The record is from RefSeq and is a predicted model, not a curated record. Gene Ontology annotation, cellular component: ribonucleoprotein complex; nucleoplasm; cytoplasm. The transcript is spliced from 11 exons. Lineage: Eukaryota; Metazoa; Chordata; Actinopteri; Scombriformes; Scombridae.
AUUGGCUCGUCCAUGUGUCCGUCACACCAGUUUACGGAAGUGUAAACACCCACCACAAAGAUGGAGGACGAUAUUUCAGACUUGAGCAGACCGCAAAUGUACUUGUUUGGUUGUACCUUGAAAUCGGACAAACGGGAGUUCAAAGUUGACGUUGACGACGAUGAUACGGAGCAACAGCUGUCACUCAAAGCAGCGUGUCUGGGAGCCGAGGCGGAGGAUAAGUUCCACAUGGUGGAAGUCGAGGGCCUCACUUAUGAUGGGAAGACAACCAAAGUGCCGCUGGUUGUCCUGAAGCCGUCCGUCCUUCCCUCUAUGAGUUUAGGUGGAUUUGAGAUCACACCUCCAGUUACCUUCCGUCUCCAGUCAGGCUCUGGACCAGUUCACAUCAGCGGACAGCAUUUUGUUAGUGUGAAGGAUUCAGAUGAUGAAGAGGAGGAGAACAACUCAUCACCGGUGAAGCGGCCUGCAAGCCUGAUGUCAGGGAAGAAGCCUCUAUUGAAAAAACUAAAGAUGGAUUCUGACGACGACGAAGAAGACAGCGAUGAGGAUGAUGACGAUGACGACGACGACGAUGAUGACAGUGAUGAAAAUGAUGUGAAGCCUCAGAAGAAUGUCGGAAAAGAGCUCAAAAAAAGUCCAGAGUCUUUGGUUAAGAAGCCCAACAAAACUCCAGUGAAACAAAACGGCCCUGCAGGAAAACCAUCAGGAUCAGCCGCCAAAACGCAGAUUAAGACACCUGCCCCAGGAAAAGACAAACCCCAGGCUGGGCCGUCUAAAUCUCCGUCUCUGGCUGAGAUUAGGAGCAAGUUGUCAACGGCAGCCAAGGAGGGAAAAACUCUACCGAAGACGGAGCAGAAGUUUGAGAAUUUUGUGAGGAGUUCUUUUAAAAUAUCAGACAAAAAAGUGGUCAAGGACCUCUGGAGUUUUGUACAAACACUGAAGAUUGAGAAGAAGUAACAAUCCUUGUACUUUGAAGCAUUUCUAUGUUUUGCAUCCUGCAAGACAUUUAAAGGCACAGUCGGCGAUUUCCUACUCAGCCUUAUCUUGUCAGAAUAGCAAACUAUGACUCGGAGUGAUCAGAAGGACUGAGCGCUGAAAUUGGUUUAAAGCCAUUGAUGUUUAGAUUCAGGUGUCAUUGUUCUUUUUAGAUGCGAAGCACAUCAUGGAGCUGGUUCGUAAUUCGCUCAUAAACUCACUCAUCCACAUUUAGCAGAACGGAGACGCUGUCCACGUCAUCGCCUGCCAAUCUGCACCACCUAUAGGAGAGGAAAGUAAUAGCAAUCCACUGAUUAUGACUUGCGGAUGUUUAUGUUGGUUCUUUAUGGAAAGAAAUAGCCGCUGCAGUUUUGAUACUUGCGCCACCUGCAGGCAAUAAAUGUUGCACCUGCGGAUUUUUAUAGUCGCAAUAAAUAACAGUUAUGUAAAUUAUUAGGUAACAACAAAGUUUAGAAUUCAAAUGUUCAGAGCUUAAGACAGGACAGAGAACCUAGUUAACUUAGUCAUUGCUCAUUUGUUUUCUUUUUUAUGUUUUGCACAGAACAGCUGUGUGUCAGGUUCUUAACAGUAUCUUUUUUUUUUGUACAAAGAGUCUCCAAACAUGAACAUUUUCAAAUUGUACCCACAAGGGCUCUAACAUGUAAAAUAAAAAUCCUCAAACAGUUGCUAUAAAAUUGAAAGCAACUGCAGAUGUAACAUCCACUGUCAAAUAACAGAAGCUAUUCCUUUCCUUGCCGGUAGAUAGUGAAACCAGCAUGGCUACGUCUUACUCUCUUUGCCUGUUGGUGGUGCACGUUGGAUCGGGACCGCAGGUUUGAAGCUGCUGAUGCUGCAGCUCUUCGAUUUGAUGAUAUCGGCUGAGCCUGAUUUCAGGUGCUUCGCAUCCGUGACACUGUGUGUCCUUCUUAAAGUCAAUAAUGCAAUAGGAAAUAUUGCAGAAUGUGCCUUUAAAUAUGUCUACUGUAAACUGAGAGAAAUCAGUCCCAUUUUGUGUGAAUUUCAUUAGUAUGUACAAGGACGGUUGAGACAGCUGAUACAGGGGGCAGUUUGACAAUUUUCAGUCAUCAGACAGUGACAGUAUAUAUUUUUCCUCCAAAGUGCGGUUCAAAUAGAAGUUCAGCUUUAUUGUCAUGUGUGUUAAAAAUACAGUGAAAUACUUGUGUUAUGGCUCUUCCCGCCUUAACACAAGGACACACCAUCCCGAACCAUUCCAUGUUUAGCUUGCAAAACAUGCUUACAGAUCGUACUGUGAAUUCGUCUGGCGUAAUUGCGCUACACAUGGACUUGGCCAAUAAAAACCAAACUAAACAGGAACAACAUGAUGGAAAAGAAAAAAAAAACAACAGUAGUAUCUGCAGUUGCUAAUGUUACAUAUCUUUAAAAAUGUAUCUUUUUAGCAAACAAAUGUUCUUCCAGGAGCACACCUGAUAUUUCUGGAUGUCAUUAUUUAUGUUUUCUUAAUGCUUUCAAUACAACUGUAGUUUAUUUUAUACUUGGGUCUAAUUAUUAUCUCAUUUGCAUUUGUAAGAAGUGUGAAUGCAUAUCAAGCCCAUUAAUAUCUGUCAUAACCUGAGAAGGGCAUUCAUUACAGUGAUAAUAGCCAAAAUCUGUCUGAGUUCAGUACGCAAAACAUUGUCAAAAGUUCUAUAAAAGAGUUCUAUAAAACCAACACAUGUCCUGACUUUAAAGUAAUAUACAUUACAUGCAAAAAGUUAAAAGCAAGGAGAGGAAAUUAACUAGCUCCAGCAGUACAUUUACAAGUUGGCACAAACACAAUUUCCAGUGUAUUUCAAUGUACUUUGUUGCACUAAAACCAGAAGAAUACAAGCCUAUGACUAACACAGAUGUUUAUUACAGUAUAAUCAUAAGGUAUAUAUCAGACAAUUACAUUAAAGUAAUAUGACGUCACAUUUACAGACACCCCGUAAAGUACUCAACCUCAUAAUUGUUUGCACUCUUUUAAAAAAUCAGUACUCUGAUGACAAUAAGCAUGCACUCGCUCUGUGCUUAUAAUGUGUUUAUGAUCCUGUAUAAUGCCUUUUAUGAGCCAUAUGUUGGCAGUCGGACGCCAUCUUUAAUCGGACUGCUCGGUUCAACCUUCCCGUUGUCUGUAAAGGGCAUUUGAAAUUCAUUAGCUGUAAACUUUCCCGCUUCAAAUGAUUUAGAUAAUUAAAGUCGUCUUGUUAAUUUACCUAAAUCUAGAUAUUAAAUUUAAAGUAUCUCCUCAUGGUAGCGAGUAGGAGCAGGUAAUCAGCCCUUAAUUUUUGGCUUGCGUAUGUCCUUUAGAGUCCUUAAUUAAUAAUUUUUAAAAAAUCCUUCCCCUGUAUCAACUUAAUUAAUUUUUCUGUAAAUAUUUCUCUUGCUUAUAUUUACAAGUACGGCAGCUGAACAAUUAUAUUUUUAAGUGUAUGUUUAAUCCGCCCUUGCUUGUAGCUGGUUUUGCAGCUCGGAUCUGUUCUCAUGAUUUUUAUUGUGUUGAUGUUAGAAGUCUUUAAUGUUCAAUUUAAGUCGCGUUAUGAAAUGUUUGAAAUACUGUUCUGUUUUUUUGUUCAUUUUUAGUUUUAGCUUUGCUCUCUGUCGCUCUGCAUCAUCUUUAGUCAGUCUUUUGAUUCUGUACUGAGUAAAACUGAAGCCCCGGAUAUGUUCAAGUAAAAGAAUGUGAUAUUUUGUUGAUAACUGUGUGUUUAAGGCUCAGAUUGUUUUGUUUAUAAUUUUUAGUAAUACAGAAUAAAAUGUUCAAUCUCAAAAAAUACAGUCGGCAGCAAACACUUCCGUCAUUGUUUGGUGGUAGAUUAAUUAUUUUUAAUCUGUUCACAUUGCUGCUACAAUGCUUAGAUGUCCAAAUUAGAGCAUUAUUAAGUUGUUAUUGUGUGUUCUGGACUUUUGAUUUUGACUGAUAAAUCCAAAAAAACAGAGCAAGUGUCUGCUGUUAUAUCAGACUAAAGUUCUGAGAUUUCUUUAAAAUAUAUACUGUAUACAGUAGAGCUUGAUUCAUGAUUUUAAGUCGUUAUUAUAAAGAGAAAAAAAGCCCAAAUUCUUUGGUUCCAGCCUCUCAAAUGAAUAUACAAAUUAAUAUUUUCUGGUUCCUUUAGUCUUAUAUGAUCGUAAACUGAAUACCUUUGGAUCGUUGACUGUUUUGGGAGACAGUGAUUGACACUUUUCACCGUUUUAUAAUUUUAAGACCAACUGACAAAUCGAGGAAAUAAUUGACAGAUUAACUGAUAGUGAAAAUAAUCGUCAGUUGCACAUUAGUAUACAGUAAUCGCUCCAGUGACCCCCAUAAUUUCUCCUUGUGUCAGUGACCUGAAUACCUACUGUAAAACAUAAGUAUGUAGUGAGAGGUGUCUUUGAUGCAAAUUUAAAAGAAACAAAUAUGCUGCAUAUGUCAAUGCGUAUGAAAUUGUAACACUGUAGUCAAAUCUGAGCUGGUAGGAGUAGAUGACGGCUUGACUGAUUCGAUGUGUGUUGAAAGAAAGUGCAUUUUAGUCAUUUAGUUUGUUGAUUAGUUAAUGCAUGACUGCUGAUGGUGGCUAUUUGUUCAUUUAUGGUUUGUUAAGAUGAACAUAUCCAUCCUUCUUUUUUUUUUUUUUUUUUUAAACCAGUCUGUAACAUUUACCCGAAUAAAGUGAAUCUUAGCUGGUUUUGAGUCACACAUCUUGGACUGUUUACUGUAGACCAGGGCAAAAUGUUAGUCAUGGUAUUACAUGGAAUUCACCAUUAAAGCAAAGUGAUACAUCCA